GGACCUGCUGGAUAGAGCCCGGUGUGGCCAGGGCUCGGCAGAGCUCCUGGCACCGCCUUUUCCCAGCCGGCUCUCGUGGGUGGGGAAAGGCAGGAGUGACGCUGAGUGUAAGGAUGGAGAUGCCGGCUCCAGUCGCGGGGUACUGGGGAAAGGGGUUGGCUUCCCUGGGACAGGGAUGAGAUGCCGGUGUGGGGUUGCUAGGAGACGCGCCUGUGUGACCCCAGCCUCGCGAGGGCGGCUUGGUGUCAUCGCUGCUGGCCUCGGGAGACCUGCCUAAGGGAACUGGCACGUGGGCGAGAUCCUGCUUGGGACCCUUAAGACUUUCCCAUUGUAAAUGGAAGGCCACAGGGGCAGUUCUAGGAGGCUGGAGAGAUGUCCGCCUUGAGAAAGGCCACCCAAACGGUCCCGGAUGUAGGAAUCAGACUUCAGAUCUGUUAAACAGGAGCAGUUAUUUCUAGACUAAUUAAAAAUCCUGAUUCAAAACUGUAUAUCUGCCUGACUGCCUACUGUCAAACUGCAUCUUUAUGUGGAUUUUCUUCCUCUUACUCUGGUGCAUCUGAAGAUGACAGCAGCAACCCGAAAAGAAGUCCUCUGCCUCUACCGAAGCAUUUUCAGGCUUGCAAGGAAAUGGCAGGCAGCAUCAGGGCAGAUGGAAGACACCAUCGAAGAAAAACAGUACAUACUAAAGGAAGCCAGAACCCUGUUCCAGAAAAACAAAAAUCUCACAGACCCAGACCUGAUUAAACAAUGUAUAGUUGAAUGCACAGCCAGGAUUGAGAUUGGACUGCAUUACCAGAUUCCUUAUCCAAGACCUAUCCAUCUGCCUCCAAUGGGUCUCACCCCACGACGAGGCCGGGGACUUCAAACCCAGGAGAAACUGAGAAAACUUUCCAAACCGGUGUAUCUGAAGUCUCAUGAUGAAGUUUCCUAACAAAGAGGACAGUUUACUUUUGAGGGUGGUGUGCCAACUCAGUUUGAAUGUAAACCAGGCAAUAUAGCCUUCUUGAUUAGAAGAAAAAAAUACCUUCAGACCUCCAAAAUUGUUCUUCACCUAUGACAUGUGGCUUCAGGCAUCCCUAGAGGUUUUCAGGGUCUUGUUUGCUGCCUGAGAUGAGGACUAGCUUGGUGAUCAGGUCUGAUGGUCAUUUAUGGUGUCAACUUGACCACACCUAGAAUUAACCAAAACCCAAGCAUCCGGGUACCUGUGAGGGAUUUUUCGUAAAUCAUUUAAAGUUGGAAGAUAUACCUUUUGAGGUAGGAAGAUACACUAUUAAUCUGUAUCACACCUUCUAGUUAUGGCUUAUAUAAAGGACAUGGAAGAAGGAAGCCUUUGUUCUUUGCCUGCUUGCCCUCACUGGCAUUAGAUUCUACUUCUUUGGGAUUCUGACAUAUCCUGAAGACUAGCUGAGACAUCCAGCUUCAUGGACUGAACAAUUACUGGAUUCUCACACCUUCCAUUUGAAGACAGCCAUUGCUGGACUAGCUGGCUCACAGCCUGUAAUCCCCUCUAAUAAAUCCCGUGUGUGUGUGUGUGUGUGUGUGUGUGUGUGUGUGUGUGUGUGUGUGUGUGUGUGUGAGAGAGAGAGAGAGAGAGAGAGAGAGAGAGAGAGAGAGAGAUUCAUUCUUUCAGUUCUGUCUAGAGAACCCUGGCUAAUACACCAGGUUUGCCUGAUGUCAUCUGCUGAGCUAUUUAUAGCAGAGCUUGCUGUUUCUUGUCAAGUUAAGCUCUGACCAUCUUUGCCCAGGACUUUAGCCUCUAACUCACCAUGAUUUCGGAAGGACAUAUUCCUUUUCCCAGGAGGAAACAGCAUUACCAUAUUGACCCCAACUGAAAGUGACCUCAAAUUUAGGGCAAUCUUUGUUUUCAAACUGGAGGAAAUACUUUAAAUUUCAAAAAUGUAAUCCAUCACACAAAAACAUUUUGUCCCUUGACCCUGGAGGAAUGAGGAGUCCUUGCCUUUCUCAGCUUUUCAGUGUUGAAUGAAGCUGGAGUUAGAUAACUGUAAUUCAAAUUCAUUUGCUCUCUUAGCAGCCCCCUUGUGCCAGCUCUUCUACAGCCUGCAAUAUGACUGACCUACCAUCCAAGAGUUACAGGGUUGGAUCCUGUCUCUCUAUCUCACAUGACUGAUCUUAUUUGGAACGAUUCAGUCAUCCUAUUAGUGCUUUCUAAUUGAUCCACACAUUGGGACAAAGGAGGUUUCCUUCUUUAAAAGAAAAUUAAAAAAAAAAAAAAAAAAAACCUUUAGUGACCUACUUUGAGUAAAAGUGUACUUCCUUAUUGUCUCUGUUACCAUGCACUUACUCUUUCUGGGCACUUGGAUAGUUUGUUCAUCUCAGUUUGGUUGACACCAUGAUGAAAUUGAAACCAAAGUUUUCUGGAAUAGCUUUAUUUUGAUCUGAGGCUUGCCACAUUCAGGAAUAGUCACAGGUCUUGAAUCAAGGCAUUUGUUUUUAGUGAAGAGGUAGAAAAGCCAGACCAUACACAUUAAGACUCAAACAACCCAUUUCUGCUCCACUCUGAAUAUCCCAAAUAAAGCCACUUAGAUCCCAAGAGCUACAUAAGAGAACUGGGGAAGAAUACCUCAGGCACCUGAUGUUCUUGUCUCACUCUGGAUGCUCUGGAGAGAAACAAGAGAUGAAAAUUCCUUGGACACAUUCAUGUGCCUGGAAUUACAACCUCUCCCAAGAGUCUACAUCAGAACAGCCAAGUCCUUGGCCAGCAGGCAGCACAUGGUAGUAAGAGAUACAUGUAUUCAAGAGCCAGAGAACUUCCACCUGGCAGUAUAAGCUCUGGGCUACUCUCAGGCAAGCCAUGUCCCUGAGCCACCAGGUUGGGAAGACUAUCAUUCCCAGCACAUGGGAGUAAACAAAUUGGCCAAAUGCCUGGGCACGAACCCUUUGCACAAUAGGCACACAUUUCUCCAGGAAGGAGAGACGAGAGAAGUUAGCCCAUUCAUGUGACUGACAGAGAAGGGCUGGAAGCUGAUGUGGGAAUGUAGCUCAAUGGAGUGCUUAAGGUCAUAGACUCAAUCCUUGACAUCAAGCAGCAGCUGAACUUCUACCUCUGACUGCCUGGAACCUAAUCAGUACCAGUAAGGUAGAAGUGAUAAUCCUUACCGCCCAAGUUUGUAAGAUUUGCUUUUAACAUAUAAGUAAAAGCUGGAGAGAUAGUUCAGUGGUUAAGCGUGUUUGUCACUCCUGCAGAGAACGUGGGUUCAGUUCCCAACAUCCACAUGGCAGCUCACAACUAUUUGUAACUCUAUUUCCAGGGAUUUAUUUU
Molecule: messenger RNA, 3280 nt
Organism: Arvicanthis niloticus (Nile rat)
Lineage: Eukaryota; Metazoa; Chordata; Mammalia; Rodentia; Muridae
Gene: Lyrm1
Product: LYR motif containing 1
Cellular component (GO): mitochondrion
Source: RefSeq, a predicted model, not a curated record